AUGAAUGUUCUACUACAGGGGAUGAAGAAUUUAGUACUUAAUAAAUCGCUGGGAGAAACGACUAGGUGUAUGGCAUCGCUUAAUCAAAUGCACAAGACCGGCCCACACAAAAAGCCAAUGUUCAAGCGGAAUCCGUUGGGUGACAAUCCAUUUUUAAAAGGUGUUAUACUCAAAACACUGAUAAGAAAACCAAAGAAACCAAAUUCGGCCAACAGAAAGUGUGUCUUGGUACGAUUGAGCAACGGCAAGGAAAUGAUUGCUUACAUACCCGGUGAAGGGCACAAUCUACAAGAACACAACGUUGUAUUAGUGCGUAACGGGCGGUGUAAAGAUUUACCUGGUGUAAAAAUAACGUGUGUUAGAGGAAAAUUUGAUUUACCACACGUAGUCAAAAAAACACAAACAAAUUCUUAA
Macrosiphum euphorbiae (potato aphid) is the source of this 414-nucleotide messenger RNA. Lineage: Eukaryota; Metazoa; Arthropoda; Insecta; Hemiptera; Aphididae. The record is from the annotation of a GenBank genome assembly.